CCGACGCGCCUGCUGCCCGUCUCCCCGAUCUCUCGCUCCUCUCGCACCCUUUCCAGUCACGGCGGCGGCGGCGGAAGGCGACGCGGUGGCAGGUCGGUGACGGGUGAGCGAUGGCGCCGCCGGGGUCGCGGCGGUGGGCGUACGUGCGCGUGAUGGCCGGAACCAUCCUCGGCGGCGCGCUCGGAUUCUACGUCAUGCACCGCGUCGAGACCUCCUACAAGGCGAGGAUGGAGGAGAGGCUGCGGCGGUACGAGGCGCACAUGCUCGCCAAGGCCAGGGAGGCGCAGCAGCUGCAGGACGAGGCGCAGCGGGAGGACAAGGCCCAGCUCCUCCCCGACUCGUGACAUUCUUCUCUCCUCGUGCGCGUGCUCGCUUCGCUGAAUUGUUAGAGUAACAUAGUGCACUGGGGCACAGGAGUCAACUCUCUUUCUUCAGAGGUAGAGACAGAAGAUCGACAUGUACUUUUGGCUUGUUGUGAUCUUUUCUGAUUAGAAGAAAACCGCACCACACUGUUGGAGUGUGAGGUAUGGGUUAUUUGUGUGGAAGUUAAAUAUGCACAUGCUUCGAUGUCUAUCUGUACCUACUGCUAUAUAAAAAUUGUGAUCUUAUCAACAAUAUCUGUGCAAGGAAGGAAGGAUUGAACAAUUGAUGGUUUUGUGGUACC
Messenger RNA from Panicum hallii, 664 nucleotides. RefSeq lists its product as uncharacterized. The coding region runs from base 111 to 344 and encodes 77 amino acids. NCBI's taxonomy places the organism in Eukaryota, Viridiplantae, Streptophyta, Magnoliopsida, Poales, Poaceae. The transcript is spliced from 3 exons. The record is from RefSeq and is a predicted model, not a curated record.